Molecule: messenger RNA, 1623 nt
Organism: Cucurbita moschata (crookneck pumpkin)
Lineage: Eukaryota; Viridiplantae; Streptophyta; Magnoliopsida; Cucurbitales; Cucurbitaceae
Product: F-box/kelch-repeat protein At5g26960-like
Exons: 2
Coding region: 85-1422 (445 amino acids)
Molecular function (GO): protein binding
Source: RefSeq, a predicted model, not a curated record
UUGAGAUUCAAAUUCCUCUAUUUCCUCUCUCUCUCUCUCUACAGUGAAAUAAAAUUCGAUCUUAAAUGCUCUCCUCCUCCUCUAAUGGCGUCUCACAAUAACAGCUCCAAUUCCAACUCCAAUCGCCAUUUCUCUUGGCUUAUCAAAUCUUGCUUCCCCAACCCUAACGAUUCCUCUCCCACUCUCCCUGUAACCUCCAAAUCUUGCUUCGAAUCCGCCGCUACCACCACCCACACCUCUUCUCUACGGCCACCUCCCGCCGCCGCACCGAUCUCCUCUCUGCCGGACGACCUUCUAUUGGACUGUCUUUCUCGAGUUCCGUCCGCUUCUCUUCCUUCUGUCUCACUCGUUUCCCGUCACUGGGCCCGGCUUCUGCUGUCCUCUACAUUUGUCGAUCUCCGCCGUCUUCGCGGCCAUUUGGAGGAUACGGUUUAUGCUGUUUCUGCAACUAAUUAUGGCCUGUACGCGGCGAGUUUCAACUUUCCGAACGGCGGUUUGUGGAAGGUUGCGCUGUUUAAAGCCAAGGAGAGUGUGUUUUUUAGUGAUUUCUAUGGAUUGCUCUCUCACGCGCGACUCUCCGCUAUUGGACCUAGAAUUUACCUAAUCGGUCGAAAUGCGAUGUUUCUGUACGAUACGUGGUCCGGAAUGGUGAAGGCGAGAUCUGCGAUGAAUUUCUCCAGGAAGAAAUUCGCCAAUGCGGUGAUUUCUGGUAGGAUCUACGUCGCUGGCGGUGCUCCGACGACGACGGCGGUGGAGAUGUACGAUCCAGAGACGGACUCGUGGCAAGUCGUUGCGCAGUCGGCGAGAAGACGGUACGGUUGCAUCGGAGCCGCCGUCGACGGAGUAUUCUAUGUUAUCGGAGGACUGAAGAUCGGAGAAGGAGUUUCAGGUAACCUAGUAUCACACAGCGCUUGUAGAUCGGAGGCACACGUCUACGCGAGCUCCAUGGAUAUGUACGACGUGGAGGCGCGUACGUGGCUGAGAAGCAGCGCAGUACCGGGAGGAGGCUGCGUGGUGGCGGCGUGUGCAGCGGCGGGACACAUCUUCGUCCUCACUAGUCACGCCGUUGAGCUCUCGUUCUGGAAAUUCGAUGCAAGAAGAAAAUGCCCUAACAGUAGCAACCGAACCUCAACCAAAUCCACCGGAUUCGGCGAGUGGUACAGAAUAAGAAGUCCACCGCUACCGCCGCAAGUCCGGCUGGACAGCACGGUGAGGUUCAGCUGCGUCGGAAUGGGGGAGACGGUGGUGCUGAUUCAAGUCGCCGGGUGCAUCGACGAUAUACUUCGCCGGAGCGGAAGAAGCGCGAGAGGAUUGAAGGAAGGUUUGGUACUGAUCUACGAGACGAAAAGCGGAGAGUGGAGCAGAGCAGCGGACAUGCCGGAAGUUAUGCAACGCCCCGCCUGUAUCUGUGUUAAGUGUUGAUGACGCGCCCCCAUGGGAGUAAUCAGACGCGCCGCCAUGGGAGAAAAUGACAAAAAAGAGCGCGUGGGUUCACGGACGCGAGUGAGAAAUCCAAACACGAUUGGUUGAUUCGUCAAUUAUUUAAGCCAACAAGAUCUGAUAAUUCCAGAUUUAUUUGCAUGGGGGCUCUGAACCAUUCUUUUUUUAUUUUUUUUUAUUUUU